GGAGUCAAAAAACUUCCCACCAUCUGCCCAGUCAAUGUCUCUUCGCCACCUGGAGAGCUUUUGCUUACUCAUCGGAAGCUUCCGGGCGAGCUAAUUAUGCUACACCCAAAUCCCUUGCUCUCUCUCUCUCUCUCUGUCUCUCUGGCGACGAUACUCCUUCGAUCUAUCUCUUCUCACAAUUCUCGUUUCUCGGCCCUGAGCGUUCUCAGAUUCUCAAUGGCUGCUACAACCAUCGCCUUCACCGCCGCCGGCGCUCCAGCGAAACUCUCCCGAUUCUCUCGCCUCCACCUCUGCCCCCCGCUCUCCGCCUCUCUCCGAUUGCCUCGCCGAUUCACGACCUCCUUCGUUUCCUCUGGUAAAUCAGGAGUGAGAGCUGAGGUUGCAGCGGUGGAGAAAUCGAGUGUAGACGUUGCUCGGAAUGUGGAAGCUCCUGUUGUUGUCGUCACCGGAGCUUCUAGAGGCAUCGGCAAGGCCAUUGCUUUGACUCUCGGCAAAGCUGGUUGUAAGGUCCUCGUAAACUAUGCAAGGUCAUCAAAGGAGGCUGAAGAAGUUUCCAAGGAGAUUGAGGCAUGUGGCGGUCAAGCUCUUACAUUUGGGGGUGACGUUUCAAAAGAAGAAGACGUAGAAUCGAUGAUUAAAACUGUGGUUGAUGCAUGGGGAACAGUUGAUGUCUUGAUAAAUAAUGCAGGAAUAACACGCGACGGGUUAUUGAUGAGAAUGAAAAAGCCCCAAUGGCAGGAGGUUAUUGAUCUGAAUCUUACUGGCAUAUUUCUCUGCACACAGGCUGCAGCCAAAAUUAUGAUGAAAAAGAGAAAGGGAAGAAUAAUCAAUAUAGCAUCUGUUGUUGGUCUGGUUGGCAAUGCUGGACAAGCCAACUACAGUGCUGCAAAAGCCGGGGUAAUUGGCUUUACAAAGAGUGUUGCAAAGGAAUAUGCAAGCAGGAAAAUUAAUGUUAAUGCUGUGGCUCCUGGGUUUAUUGCCUCUGAUAUGACUGCCAAGCUUGGAGAAGACGUAGAGAAGAAAAUCUUGGAGACUAUCCCCUUAGGGCGAUAUGGCCAACCUGAAGAAGUUGCUGGAAUGGUGGAAUUCUUGGCACUUAAUCCAGCUGCCAGUUACAUUACUGGGCAGGUCUUUACCAUUGAUGGAGGAAUGGUAAUGUAGAUGGCCGAGUCCCAAACUCGAGUCUUGCCGACUUCAUCUCACUGAAAAAUUGACUGAAAAGAGGCCUUUUAAUCAAAAUUUCAUUCUGGAUGGUUUGUAGCAGUAGUUGAGAAGCGGAACAGGAAAAUUUUGUUUUUUGUUUGUUUUCCAAUUAUAUAGUUGAGGAAUGGCAGUAUACGACCAUACUUGGGUGCGUUCUAAAACAAAA
Alnus glutinosa is the source of this 1369-nucleotide messenger RNA. RefSeq names its product 3-oxoacyl-[acyl-carrier-protein] reductase 4-like. Gene Ontology annotation, molecular function: 3-oxoacyl-[acyl-carrier-protein] reductase (NADPH) activity; NAD binding. Gene Ontology annotation, biological process: fatty acid biosynthetic process. The record is from RefSeq and is a predicted model, not a curated record. The transcript is spliced from 11 exons. NCBI's taxonomy places the organism in Eukaryota, Viridiplantae, Streptophyta, Magnoliopsida, Fagales, Betulaceae. The coding region runs from base 97 to 1161 and encodes 354 amino acids.